UCCCUGCCAAUUUAUAGUUGGAUGCAUUAUCGGUCACCACAUGAACAACAUUCUCCGCUCCAACCCAAUCAAUGACCUCACAAAAUAACUUAAACAAGUUCCUUCCACUCUUGACCAAAACAGAAGCAUCAAUGGACUUCACAAAGCAUGUUCCAGCAGGAGAAUACACAAGAAAAUUGAUUAAGGAUCUACGCCUAUUAUCCAUCCAACCAUCCGCCAUAAUUGUGCAUCCAGAUUCCUUCCAAUGAGACCUCAAACUCUCAAUCAAUAGCUAACAUUCUUAAAACAAUGCAAUCCAACAAAGUAAACCUCAAAGCAUAAUAUGUAGGCCGCCAUAACCAGGACCAAGAGUCAUAGAAGCAUCCAAUGCUAUUUUAAAUUGUGGAGAUUUAAUUGCUUUUAAAGGAACACAUGCAUCAUAGAACCAUCUAGCCCAUGCUCGAUCCACAUACAAUACAACUUCUUUAGUUGCUAAGGCACUCUUUAUUCCCGAUUGACUACCGGAAGAUGACCGUGGAGCAAAGAAAGUGUCAACCGAACCUGUAGACACAUUAGGAGCAACUCUUUUAGCACUAUUAUCAUCUUGUGCACUAGAAGAAUUUGUAUCACGAGGUUCUUUAAAUCGAGCUUUUACAACUUCAGAUUUCUUCUUACUAGUUUCAUAAUUAGUCAAUAGGUUCUGCAUGUUUUGGCUCACCUCUUCCGGAACCAUUGAACAUAUUGCAUUAUCCCCACUAACACCAGCUAUAUGUUUUUUCAUUCUAGUGAUUCAUCCGCCUCUAAAUUCUUUUUGACAAUAGAGACAAGUGAGUACCUCCACUUUUCCAUCCUGAUACAAGGAACAAUGAGCCCAAGUUGGAUCACUUUUGCUUUGUACACCCUUUGCGGUAACCUUCGAAUUACUAGGAGUUGCUCCUUUAUCAACCGAUCGGGCUUCUUCUCCACUAGCCAUUGCUGCCAAAACAACGAAACAUCCAAAUUAUAAUCAGAAUACUAGAAUAGAGAUACCAAUUACCAAGCACACAUACUAGAAUAGAGAUACUAAUUCUCAUGCACAUUUUGUUAAUAACUUGUGGCCAAAGCACACAUAUGUAAGCCAGAGUAGCCAAACAUUAUUCAUUGCCAAACACAAUAGAUUUACCUAAUUGAAAACCAAAAUUUCAAACACUUUUCAUCCACCAAAUUUCGUUCCACUCUCCUUACCUAAUUGAAAACCAAAAUUUCAAACAUUAUUCAUCCACCAACAUGGAUUUCCACUCUCCUUACCUAAUUGAAAACCAAAAUAUUGAAUUAUAUGGUGGAUGGGAAAUUGAUUUCCAAAGUCCAACCGGCAGCAGGCUCGGCGCGGCAAGGGGAAGGCUCGGCGCGGCAGCAGGCUCAUCCUCUGCCCUUCUCGCCGGUCGCCAGAGGCAGGAGAGGUCGAGCAUAGGAGGGAGACUCGGCGCGGCGGGUUCUGGAGCCCGCCGGUCGCCGGUCGCUGGAGAAGACGAAGGGCAGGCGGCGUCAUUGUUCUUUUAUUCACAAGCUGUGGAGCAGGCGGUCGCCGACUCGCUGGACUGCUGGAGAAGAAGUGCGAUCAAGGAGUUGGAGGGAUAGGCUACGCUGGAGGCUGGAAAUCGAUCGUCGGCCGGCGUCGACCUCUUCUUCACGUCACGAGCAGGCAGGCGGCGUUCUGGAGAAAGAAGGAGCGGCUGCGGCAGGUGAAGUGUGAACUGAAACAAUUUUGGAGAGAAGGGCGAAGAAUCGAUUGGGUUAGCAGAUAUUGUAAAGUUAAUCGUUUUUUUUAAUUUGUCACAUGAAACGGCGACUUCUCAUCGAAUUCGUCUACCGUCGAUCUGAAAUAAACCAGACGGAAUACCGGAAAAUGCCGGUUACGCUGUUAAUACCCGCCCGCACAGUAAAAUAGGCGCUGGUAGGGUGCCGUUUCGGCACUGGCCUGAUUCCCGGUUUUACCGGUUGAACAGGCUGGUACGAUUCGGUUUCCUUUACCAUGGAGUAGAGUAGGGAUGGCAAAGGGUCAGGUUGGGGCGGGUUUUGUUAAACCCAAACCCAAAUUCAUUGGUUUAUCUGUAAAAAAAAUCGGGGUAAAACUCGCUGAGUUUGAAAAACUCAAACCUAACCUAACCCGCAGGGUAUCCAGGGGUUCAUGGGUACCCGUGGAUUUUUGUGGUAAAAAAUUUACAAUAACAAAUUUCUUUCAAAAUAAAAGUCUAACAUCAAU
Molecule: messenger RNA, 2221 nt
Organism: Linum trigynum
Lineage: Eukaryota; Viridiplantae; Streptophyta; Magnoliopsida; Malpighiales; Linaceae
Source: the annotation of a GenBank genome assembly